Messenger RNA from Anopheles marshallii, 2037 nucleotides. RefSeq names its product nose resistant to fluoxetine protein 6-like. NCBI's taxonomy places the organism in Eukaryota, Metazoa, Arthropoda, Insecta, Diptera, Culicidae. The record is from RefSeq and is a predicted model, not a curated record. The transcript has 9 exons. Gene Ontology annotation, molecular function: acyltransferase activity, transferring groups other than amino-acyl groups. Bases 1 to 2037 code for a protein of 678 amino acids.
AUGGAUCGUACCGUGGUGCUACUAGCGCUCCUUAGCGCCGUCCUGAUCGUUCGAUCGGAGCCGCACUCCAUACCACCGAUCUUUCUUUACGAUGACUUUGACCACUGUAAGGCCCAAGCGUCCGUGUACUGUUACGCCCGUGCUGUGCUGCGGGUGGAUCAAUUUCCGGCCGAUAUCGUAGUGCCACAAACAGAAAGCCUGGAUCGGAUCGUCUACAGGCACAGAGUGCAUCAUCUGGAGCUGGGAGUCUGUUUGCGUGAGUGCGAAAAAGAGCUGGAGGGUUUAACCGUAGCCCAGAAGGAGUCGCUUUAUCACCCACAAAUUCCAGUCAACUUUACCAUCAUGGAAAGCUAUCGGCAACUGCAUAACUUUCAGGUGCAACAGCUUCCACCGCAGUUCAAGCAUGUUUUAAUUCCGAACGAGCUGUUUCCCACGAUGCAAGACGAUAAGCGAAGGUACGAGACGUUGGUGAAUGUGUGCGUAAACCAGCGACUCCGCGCGCGUUAUAACAUUACCGGCCAUAUUGCGCUGGAGUACUGUCGACCCGAAGCUGCCAAACAAACGGCCCGUCCGUUCGAUUUAUUGGAACUGGUGUUUCUAGCUAUUUCGGGGACACUGGUAGUAACGCUAGUGCUAACAUCAGUGCUAGACGUCGGCGGGAUCAACCAAGAUAAUGUAUUUGUUUCCGCAUUCUCCUUGCGACGGAACUGGAAUCGGUUGCUGGCGGAACCGGACUCUGCAUUGCACCGGGACCUGCUGUACAUCGAUGGAUUACGCGUGAUCAUCAACCAUCUGGUGAUUGUGUUGCACAACUUCUUGAUCGCGGGUGCCGCUCCUUCGCAGAACUUUGGCGAAAUAGAGCAAUUGUUUAGCUUCGCACCGAUCCUGAUGUACCUGUCGGCAAACGCUUUCCUGGUGCAGGUGUUCUUCACGAUCGGUGGUUAUUUGCUGAGCGUAAACUUUCUGCGCGAUGCCGAAAAAAGUCCGAUUGAUGCGCGGUACGUUGGGAACAAGACACUGAACCGCCUGCUUCGACUCCUGCCGGUUUAUGCGUACUUCCUGCUGUUCUCCGUCAGCCUGAACGUGCGCUUCGACGUAAACCUGAACGGGUAUCGGCUGUUUACGGCGGAAAAUGCAAUCUGCCGCCAGAACUGGUGGGCUAAUUUGCUGUUCGUCAACAACUUCCAGUGGCCGAAAGAGCUCUGCCUGAUGCACACCUGGUAUUUGGCGGCCGAUUUGCAACUGUUUCUGAUGGCGAUGGCGCUACUUCUGGUGAUCAACCGAUGGCCGAAGCGUGUUGGUGCGGUGUUUCUGUGCGGUGUGGUGGCAUCUUUUGUAAUACCGGGCUAUAUCGUAAACCAGCACAGGUUGCAUCCUGUGCUGCCGGCCAAGCUGAGUGAAGUCAAGUUUCUUGUCAUGUACGAACCCUGGUUGCGGCGAAUAUAUCUACCCAGCUAUGCAAACAGCGGUUGCUAUCUGUUCGGUCUAAUAGCCGGAUAUCUUCACCAUGCCACGAAGAACAACCGCAUUCAACUACAACGAUCUUUGCUUUAUGCAACAAUCAACAGAUGUGUGACGCCCGUUCUUAUUGGAGUUAUCGUGGCCAUCCCGCUGUGGUACACCAUUGAUAUACCGAAACCCAACCUCUGGGUAUCCGUGUACAGUGCGCUCUAUCGGAAUAUCAUCGGUAUUUUUGUGGCCGUUUGUUUCGUGCGGUGCAUUAUCACACCUCCAGGUAUCAUACGCAAAAUUCUCAGCUCGAAAAUACUGACCGCACUCGGCAAGCUUACGUACAGUGCUUACGUGCUGCACGAUGUGGUGAUGCGGUUUUUACUGUUAAAUGAAUCGAUCGAUACCAUCAUCAGCGUACCGAAAUUUGUGAUCUACUUGUACAUUGUAACCGUGCUGGCGUUCAGUGGUGGGUUGGUAGUGUUUCUUGCCAUCGAACAACCCAUGAUACAGCUUAUCAAACCGAUCAUAAACAACAUGUGCCCCGUGCGGAAAGUUCCACCGGACCAAAAGCAAAAAGAGCACUAA